GGCCUUCCUUCACGUGAUCUCCCUCCUUUUUUCUUCUGUUUCAGAUUAUCACCAUGGAAGCCAAAAAACAAGCAACUUCCUCUUCUUCUUCUUCUUCAUUGGCUACUGAUCUUUUCGGACCAAAAGAUUCAUCGUCUUCAUCUUCAUCUGCUCUGUUUGAUUCCAUGUUUCCCCCACCUUCAAAGGCUUAUAAAAGGGAAGAUAUUAGCUAUGAACAACCCAAGAAGAACUAUGAAUCUACCCCCAAACGAGAUUGUUUGGAUAAGGAAGACAAAUGCCAGAACUCGAAGAUGAUCGAUUUGAGCGCGUAUUAUGAGCAGGAGGUAUCACAACCGUGUACUCUUAGCUCCUCGUUACACUAUGGUGGUCAAGACAUCUACAUUAAUCCUCAUACUACCAAAAACACCCCUGGGCCUGGACAGUACUCAACACAAAAUUACAGCAAUAAUAUUGGAGAAGAUGAUGGGUUUGCUACGAGAGGAAACUGGUGGCAGGGAUCAUUAUAUUAUUAAGCGAGCACAAAUCAGCUACAUAGCAAAAGAAAUUGACCUUAGUAGCUAGGAUGUUUUAGAGCUGGAGUAAAAGGAUAACUGGAUAGGAAAAAUGGUCUGUACUUAAAUAAAGUAAUUGCUUGUUUGAAGGAGUAUAUGUGACUUGAAACUUAAUGUUGCCUUUAUAUUUCUAGCUUACUGUUUUAUAAGUUGUUUGGCCUUGUGCUCUUUUAUAUAUAUUGAAUCUUUUUCUA
Helianthus annuus (common sunflower) is the source of this 745-nucleotide messenger RNA. RefSeq lists its product as uncharacterized. Bases 54 to 512 code for a protein of 152 amino acids. NCBI's taxonomy places the organism in Eukaryota, Viridiplantae, Streptophyta, Magnoliopsida, Asterales, Asteraceae. The transcript has 6 exons. The record is from RefSeq and is a predicted model, not a curated record.